AUGGAUCUUAUUCAGGCGAAUAAGGAUCUUAUUUCCACAGGAAAGAAGGAAUUUAAUGUUCUGCUGAGUCAGCAGGUCUUUGGUGAUCCUCUUAUCUCUGAAGAAGCCAUGGUGAUUGUGGUGAAUGACUGGAUAAACUUCUAUAUCAACUAUUAUAAGCAGAAGAUUACAGGGGAGCAACAAGAGCAAGACAUGGCUCUGCAGGAACUUCAGCAAGAGCUGAACACCCUAGCCAGCCCUUUCCUGGACAAAUACAGAGCCUUCUUGAAGUCCCAUGAGGACCCAAAUAAUCUAUCGCCUUCCUCCUAG
Molecule: messenger RNA, 309 nt
Organism: Carlito syrichta (Philippine tarsier)
Lineage: Eukaryota; Metazoa; Chordata; Mammalia; Primates; Tarsiidae
Gene: AHSP
Product: alpha hemoglobin stabilizing protein
Exons: 2
Coding region: 1-309 (102 amino acids)
Biological process (GO): erythrocyte differentiation; protein folding; protein stabilization
Cellular component (GO): cytoplasm
Molecular function (GO): hemoglobin binding
Source: RefSeq, a predicted model, not a curated record